Paramecium tetraurelia is the source of this 351-nucleotide messenger RNA. RefSeq lists its product as uncharacterized. The transcript is spliced from 2 exons. Gene Ontology annotation, molecular function: DNA-binding transcription factor activity; sequence-specific DNA binding. NCBI's taxonomy places the organism in Eukaryota, Ciliophora, Oligohymenophorea, Peniculida, Parameciidae. Gene Ontology annotation, biological process: regulation of DNA-templated transcription. The record is from RefSeq and is a predicted model, not a curated record.
AUGAGCAAACCAGCCAAGUUUAUAGCCAUCCUUUACGAUAUUUUGGAAAAAGAAAGCUUUUAGACUACUAUUCGUUGGACAAAGGAUGGAAAAGGUUUUUAGAUUUUAAGAAUUCCGGAAUUUCAAAGCAAUAUUAUGGAAGAAUUUUUUAACACAUAGAAUUUUUAAUCAUUUUUAAGGCAGUUGAGUUUGUAUGGAUUUAAGAUGAAAAAAAAUGAAAAAAAUUAGAAAAUCUACAAUCACCCUCUCUUUUUCCAAGGCAACUAGUACGAAUUAUGGCUAUUUUAGUUAAGAACUUCACAAAAUUUAAAGAAGGAAAAAAGCAAAAGAAAAUGGAGAACAAUAUUUUGA